This is a messenger RNA of Lolium perenne, 1138 nucleotides long. RefSeq lists its product as uncharacterized. The record is from RefSeq and is a predicted model, not a curated record. Lineage: Eukaryota; Viridiplantae; Streptophyta; Magnoliopsida; Poales; Poaceae.
AUGCAUAAAGUUAGCGCAAAAAUUCAUGGAAAAAUUAGACAUAGAGUUGCUGAGAGAACACGAAGAACUGUGCCCGCUUUUGGGUUGUUCCUCGACCAGGCCCUGCGCUGCUCCCGCUCCUGGCCUCACGCGCACAGCAGCUCGCAUCGCCCACCACCGUCGCUGCUGCCCCUCGACGCUCACCUGCGCUCCUCCUCCGCGCGCUGCAUCCGGCUCCACCCCAGGCCGCACCACCACUCCCCGCCCACCUCGCGCCAAGCUCCGCUGACGGCUGACCUGCUCUUGGCCGAGCCCAGCACCAGGCCGCUCCUCCGCUGGACGCCGGCCCAAGCCCCGCGCGCGCUCAGCCGCCCUUGGCGGGUGCACCUGUCCUGUCCAGCGUGCAAAGAAAAUAAGGCAGCGCUCUCGCAGCAAAGACCACCACAUCGAGGAACAAUCAACCGCACGAAACCGAAACCCUAUCCCUACCCCCUCCCUCCCUCCCUCCCGCGUUUCUUCGUGCUCACCGGUUCCAUGGCGCUGUCUCCCUCCAGCAGUCGUCGGCAGGAUGUGCCCCCCCGUGAUUCGCCACCGGCGGGGGACUCUCCGCCUCCCACCUCUCAGGCUGGAUCCAGCAAUGGAGCAAAAGCUGAGGUUCCUAGGAAGACGAAGGAAGGAAUUGAUCAUUUGUUGACAAAAUUAGAAAAAGAAGGAUUGGAGAUAGAUGGCAAGAUAGCUAGAAUUAUUGAUGAUGGGUUAGCUAGAAUUGAAGCUCAAGCCGCGAGAGAGAACAUCAAUGAACCAAAAGACAAGGUGCUGGUCAUGCUGCUCACUAUUACAUCUGUUACUGUUGGUUUCCUCCUGGGUAUGGAAUGGCAAGAACGUAUCAUCCUUAAGGAACUUGCCAAGAGGAGACGUGCUUAGUUUAAAAGCCUAAGGCUUGCGGGUUUAUGGUAUGUAAAACCAAGUAGGUAACCAUAGGAAAACACUGUUUGCUUAUUAUGAUAUGCAAAACCUAAGUUUUCUGUUUCUUGUUGUACUGUGUUUUCUUGGCAUGUAUAAUGUAACUCUUAUUUGGUACCAACAUAUUGCUGCUCUAAGCUGCGUGGAGCAGGUGCUUCGUUAAGUACUGCAGGUUAAUUAGUGUUUGGUAAUUGAA